Messenger RNA from Xyrauchen texanus (razorback sucker), 1683 nucleotides. Its product is annotated as diamine acetyltransferase 1-like. Lineage: Eukaryota; Metazoa; Chordata; Actinopteri; Cypriniformes; Catostomidae. Gene Ontology annotation, molecular function: N-acetyltransferase activity. The transcript is spliced from 6 exons. Bases 161 to 676 code for a protein of 171 amino acids. The record is from RefSeq and is a predicted model, not a curated record.
UUCACCGAACAAGCCUCUGAAUGCCUUUCCAAACAGGAGAGAUCGAAUCUCACACCUGUAGCUGAGGGUAGCCCUCUGAGAAGCGGAUGAAGAAACAAAUCUUACUACUUUUCACAUACAGAGGACUAGUAAGAAAAGGAAAGAAGAGUAAAAGAAGAAAAUGGCCAAUUUUAUAUUACGGAAAGCCGAACCCAAGGACGUGUCUGACAUAUUGCGACUCAUAAAGGAACUGGCAAAAUACGAGGAAAUGGAACAUCAAGUCAUUCUAACUGAAAAAGAUCUCUUAGAGGACGGUUUUGGAGAUCACCCGUUUUAUCACUGUAUAGUGGCUGAAGUGCCCAAGUUGCACCAGAGCACUGACGCUCAUGUGAUUGUUGGCUUUGCAAUGUAUUACUUCACCUAUGACCCCUGGAUUGGAAAACUGCUCUACUUGGAAGACUUCUACACUAUGGAGGAGUUUAGAGGUUUUGGUAUUGGGUCUGAAAUCCUGAAGAAACUGAGUGAAACGGCGGUCAGGACUCGGUGCAGUAGUAUGCACUUCAUCGUGGCGGAGUGGAACAAAUCCUCCAUCGAGUUCUACAAGCGGCGCGGAGCUUCGGAUCUCUCCCUGGAGGAAGGAUGGAGGCUCUUCAAGAUUGACAAACAGAACCUCCUCAAGAUGAUGCACGAGGAGUGAGCAGGAUGUUUGGAGGAAACUUACAGUGUCUUAGACUAAUAUUCAUUUGUUUGUAGUGUUUAGUCUAGAAGAUUAAAAAGAGGUGUAGUUUUAGAGUCUUUCUUCUUACAUUUUAGUGUACUGUUGUUUAAAUAGAUGUGUAUUUUCAUAUUCACUACGCUGUAUAUUGUCUUUAUACUUAAUUAUAAAUGGAAAAAAGUUUCUCCAUGUGAUUUUUCUUUCUUUCUUUUUUAUUUUUCACAAAUGUUUCAUAUUAGGGAUGAUGCAUGCCCAGAUUUAUACUGUACAUAUUGGUGAAUCUCAUGAAACCUCCCAUGUCCGGGUCACAUUUCACCUCAAAUAAAAAAAAAUAUAUAUAUAUAUAUAUUACAUUAAACAAAGUCUAUGGUAACACUUCACACUCGGUAGAAUUAGCUACUGCAUUAGUUAUCAUGAACUAACAAUGAACACAUAUUUAUUACAGCAUUUAUUAAUCUUUGCUAAUGUUAGUUAAUAAAAAUACGAUUGUUCAUUGUUAGUUCAUGUUAGUUCAUAGUGCAUGAAAUAAUGAUAUCAUAUACAACUUUUGCACAAGUGACCGAGGCUAGAGCGCAUGGCAUUUAUAGACUCCUUGCUAGCACGUCCAACUCCCAUGUCGGGGCACAACGGUUUGAGUCCCGCUAGGAGCGGUUCAAGCAGGACCGGAGACAAACACAUUGCUACUCUAUAAUUUUUCUACCCAACCUAAAUUAAAUUAAUAAAAAUAAUACAAAUAUCUCAAACAAUCUCUCAUGGGAAUUAGUUCAUUAAGUUUAUAAAUGAUUCACUGAUUCGUAUGUAGCAUUGGGAAGUCUGAUUGAUUAUGGUUGAUUUUAUUUGGAAGGUUCAUGUAAAUAAACCCAGUGGUGGAGCUAGGGGGUGGCCGUGGCCACCAUGGACCGAAGCCUGGCCACCCCAUUGGCCACCCCACUCGCAAUUGGUGUUUUAGUCAUUUAUUUGGCACAAUUUAUCUCUGAGCACUUCUCCGU